Molecule: messenger RNA, 967 nt
Organism: Pangasianodon hypophthalmus (striped catfish)
Lineage: Eukaryota; Metazoa; Chordata; Actinopteri; Siluriformes; Pangasiidae
Gene: steep1
Product: STING1 ER exit protein 1
Exons: 7
Coding region: 125-799 (224 amino acids)
Source: RefSeq, a predicted model, not a curated record
UGGGUUCUACGUCAUCAUUACGCGACCGUUCAAGCGGUGAUUUCUACGCGAUAGUGAACUUCUCAUUUCUGUCGCGUUAACAUUUGUUUUAAUCUGUUUUAAUUAACAUUUGGUGUUAAUUAAGAUGCCUAAAGUUGUUUCCCGGAGUGUGGUGUGUUCAGACACCAGAGACAGAGAGGAGUAUGACGACGGAGAAAAGCCGCUGCACGUUUAUUACUGUUUAUGCGGACAAAUGGUGCUGGUGCUGGACUGCCAGCUGGAGAAAUUACCCAUGAGGCCACGGGACAAGGCGCGUGUAAUCGAUGCAGCCAAACACGCGCACAAGUUCUGUAAUGUGGAGGAGGAUGAGAGUGUGUACCUGAAAAGGCCGGAGGGAAUUGAGCGUCAGUACCGCAAGAAGUGUGGCAAGUGUGGUCUCCUCCUGUUCUAUCAGCACCAGAUGAAAAACACUCCUGUGACGUUCAUCGUGUUCGGCGCUGUGGUGAAGUUCGGAGAGGGAUUCGGAAACACCAGUGUGUACAGUCAGAAACAGGAAACACCCAAGAAAGUCCGGGUGAUGAUGACGAAGCGCACUAAAGACAUGGGGAAGUUCAGCUCCGUUACCGUGUCGACCAUCGAUGAGGAAGAGGAGGAGAUCGAGGCGAGGGAGGUGGCUGAUUCCUACGCUCAGAACGCUAAAGUGAUCGAGAAGCAGCUGGAGAGGAAGGGCAUGAGCAAGAGACGAUUACAGGAGCUGGCUGAAUUAGAAGCUAAGAAGGCCAAGAUGAAGGGAACGCUCAUCGACAACCAGUUCAAAUAGUGUGUGUGUGUGUGUGUGUGUGUGUGUGUGUGAGAGAGAGAUUUAUAUAUGAAAGUAUGCUUAGAUACACACUUAUAGUGUAUAUUACAGGUGUGUGUGUGUGUGUGUGUGUGUAAUAUGUAAAUAUGAGCUGUUGUGAUUUUUAAUGAAAUAAAUCUGUUCAUCAUU